Priapulus caudatus is the source of this 1247-nucleotide messenger RNA. RefSeq names its product ankyrin-1-like. The record is from RefSeq and is a predicted model, not a curated record. Gene Ontology annotation, molecular function: protein binding. The transcript is spliced from 2 exons. NCBI's taxonomy places the organism in Eukaryota, Metazoa, Priapulida, Priapulimorpha, Priapulimorphida, Priapulidae. Bases 4 to 735 code for a protein of 243 amino acids.
CACAUGGCGGCUCGUUCUGGCUGGCUGGACAUCAUGCGCCUGCUACUGGAGGCUGACGCCGACGUCGCCGCGACGGAAGAAAGGGGGAGUUUCACUGCGUUACACUACUCCUGUGAUCGACUUCGAACCGAGAUGAUUACUCACCUCUUGAAUCACGGAGCUGACCCGAACCUCGUCGAUUGUAACAAGAGGACGCCGCUCGCUAUAAUAGGCAACCAGGCGGAGGUGAGAAGCACCAGAAUGAGUGAGCGAGGAGCACAUGCUGCACCAGCAGAACAAGCGGAGUCAGUGGUACAAGCUGCGUCAGCUCUCUUACAGACGUGCGAGUUUGCCGGCGUACCUCUACAGGUUAACACACGCGACAGCAAGGGCGACACCCCACUGCACAGCUUCUGUAGGGCGAUGCUCGCAUGCAAAGACGAUGUUUACACGCGAGAGAGGGAGGGGUACGUGCAGAUAGUGCACAUGCUGCUGUUUAACCACGGUGCACACGUCGACGUGGUGAACGCACGGGGAAAGACGCCAUACAAACUCUGGCGCCGGAUUUACCUGACGCGUUUCCGUGGCAACGUGGAGUCGAGUGACGAGAUACAUGGCAGAAUGAACGCGCAGUAUUAUUCGCUGGAGUGCCACUGCGCGCGCUUUAUCGUCAGACACAGCGUUGCAUACGAGAACAGGCUGCAGCUGCCUCCGAGUCUCAUAGAAUUUGUCAGGGCUCACGCUAGACCAACGUAGGCGACACUAAGCGUGUUAACCGAGGAAGCCCAUGUAGGAUCGGAGAUGCGAUAACCCAGAAGAUAUCAAUACUUGGUAGAUCUAUGUUCUAAUUGUUGCACGUGUUGGCAGACGUGUUUCAUUGUAAUGUAAAAUCGAGUAUAUGUAGUAACAUUAUUCAGUUUAUAUAGAAAUGUGUAGAUUAUCGGUAUGAUGCCUUGGUGAAUUGGUGCGAUUUAAUAACCACGAUGUAAUGUUAUGUCUGUCUGUGACAAUUACUAACGAGUGAAAACAGGGUUCAAACAUAUAACGUGUAUUCUGACGAUACAAAUGUGUAUGAUAUGGCGAACACUGGCUGAGCAACUGACACUGCGCAUGUGUUGUGUGCAAGCAUGGUAUAGGGAGCGGUCCUAAUAUAGUACAGUUCAAUAUGUAGGGAGCAGUCGUUAUGUUAAACUGUUCAUAUCAUUACAUCUCCCUUCCUGUGCUUAAACUCUCACUGUAUGUAAAAUAUAGAUACCGUACCAUAUAAA